Molecule: messenger RNA, 579 nt
Organism: Prunus armeniaca (apricot)
Lineage: Eukaryota; Viridiplantae; Streptophyta; Magnoliopsida; Rosales; Rosaceae
Source: the annotation of a GenBank genome assembly
AUGAUCCUCGGUUCGCAAAUGGAGCUAUCCGAGAUCGAGAAACUACCGAAGAAGCUCCUUCGGGAGGAGGCUAGCCGUGCCUUCGUUCUUCAAGCUUCGGCUUCAAUGGACAUGUGGUUGUGCGUUAAGCGAGCCAUCAAUGCCACCGAAAAGGUGAAGAAGGCUUAUGAAGACGGCAGGGCUAGGGUUGCCGAGGCUGGCAAGGCUAUCCAAGCUCAUGCGAACUUGGCAAAGGACAUGCAGGCUACCGAACGGCAGGUCAAGGUUUAUGAAGCCAAGUUCGCUGAGAUGUCAGCAACCCUGGAAUCGGCGCAGCUAACGGCAAAAGAGGCUCUGGAGGCGAAGGAGGCGAUCCAGGUGGCUUUUGAGGAGUCGAAGCGGGCCAAGGCUUCGGAGAUUGAGGCUGCAGUCCAAAAGGCAAUCCGAGGUUACCGUCACUCUCCGAGUUCUCUACCUUGCUGGACAAGGAGGUGGGCUCGAAAAUGGCUGAUCUGCUCCACCGUUUCAAGCGGUACAACCCCGGACAAAAGCUCAACCUCAACUUUAUUGCCGAUCCUCCCCCUCUUCCUAAAGGCAUAA